AUGACAACCCUCACCCCCCGCGCUCCGUAUACGGAGGAAGAGCUCAAGCAACUGUAUCCGUCUGACCUCAAACUUCAGUUUGUCCAGAUUCUUCUACGACAUGGCGAGCGCUCGCCCGUCUCUGCUCGCUUUUCCAAUGCCGGCCUUCCCGCCUUUUGGCCUUACUGCAACGCAGUGCGGCAUAUGCGCAAUGCCGUCUUGGAUGGCUCGUUCACGUCACCGCAAUUCACCACAUUGGAGUGGAAGCGCCGCCUCGAGGCAUUCGGGCCCAACGACGAGCCCGUGAUAGCCUCGGGUCCUGGUGGCGAGCUCGACGCCAUUUGCGACAUGGGCAUGCUCACCGACAAGGGAAGGGAAACGACAUUCAACCUGGGUUCUCGCCUACGCCGCCUCUACGUGGACCAAUUGGGCUUCCUGCCCUCGACCAUCAACGAUGCCGACAGCCUAUACCUCCGCGCCACACCGAUCCCCAGAGCUCUAGAGUCUUUGCAGGAGACUUUUCUCGGCUUGUAUCCUGCCGGCACCCGCGCGCCAAACUUUCCUGCCCCAACCAUUCUCACGCGGUCCAUUGCCGAUGAGACCCUUUUCCCAAACGACAGCAAUUGCCGCCGAUUCGCUGCCCUAUCGCGUGCUUUUGCACAACGGGCGGCUGAUAGAUGGAAUACGACCGACGAGAUGGAAUAUCUGAACAAGUUGUACGGAAAGUGGAUGCCCGAGGCCAGCCCACGAGUUGCUGUAGAUGGAAAGCCCAGGCUCAGCGGAAUCAUGGAUACGGUCAACAGCACAUUGGCACAUGGCCCAGAGACCAGGCUGCCCAAGGAGUUUUAUGACAAAAAGGGACUGGCAAUUGUCGAAAAGAUUGGCGUAGAGGAGUGGUUUGCCGGCUACAAGGAAAGCCAAGAAUACCGCAUGCUGGGCAUUGGAGGGCUCAUGGGCGACGUCGUUUCAAGAAUGGUAGGAUCGGCUGAGCGAAGCACUGCUGACGGCGAGUACGAGGUUGCACAGAAUCUGAAUGUUGGCGGAGUCAAGGCUGGAAAGGGUGCAACGCCUAUACGCUUUGGCAUGAGCGGCUGCCAUGAUACAACGUUGGCUGCGGUCCUGGCAAGCAUGGGCACCUUUGACACUGACAAGUGGCCUCCAUACACGAGCCACAUUGCAAUUGAAAUGUUCCGGAAAGCUGAUCUCCCUACGCCUGCUACCACGAAACCAACGAUCCCACCCGCGGAAUCCUCGGCGCAAAAGUCUGGCUGGCUCAGCAGUUUCGGUUCCGUCUUUGGAUUUGGAUCCUCCACGAAGCCGGGGCUGCCACCACCAGGAAUCGGCCGCAAGAAGACGGAAGAGUUGGCUGCAGAUGAGCGAGCCCAGUUGGACGGCUACUAUGUCAGACUUCGCUACAAUGAUCAAGUCAUGAAGGUCCCCGGUUGCAAACCAGCAGGCAAACAUCUUGAUGGCGACGACAGCUUUUGCACAUUGGAGGCAUUCAAGGCUAUUGUCGACAAGUUUGUGCCGCAGGAUUGGAGGGGACAGUGCAGAGCCAGUGCUGACAAGCCUACAUUCCCAAGCAAGCCCGAGCCUGCUGGAUAUUGA
Molecule: messenger RNA, 1587 nt
Organism: Pestalotiopsis fici W106-1
Lineage: Eukaryota; Fungi; Ascomycota; Sordariomycetes; Amphisphaeriales; Sporocadaceae
Exons: 2
Coding region: 1-1587 (528 amino acids)
Biological process (GO): dephosphorylation
Molecular function (GO): phosphatase activity
Source: RefSeq, a predicted model, not a curated record